Messenger RNA from Capronia coronata CBS 617.96, 750 nucleotides. RefSeq lists its product as uncharacterized. NCBI's taxonomy places the organism in Eukaryota, Fungi, Ascomycota, Eurotiomycetes, Chaetothyriales, Herpotrichiellaceae. The transcript has 2 exons. The record is from RefSeq and is a predicted model, not a curated record. Bases 1 to 750 code for a protein of 249 amino acids.
AUGGAAACAGGAAAUGCUCGUGCGGCAGCUCGCCUCCGACGAGCAUUCAGGUACUCCAGCGACGAAGAUGACGGGACUGAUCUCUCACCUGAAGAAAUGGAUGAAGAAGAACAAGAACACCUCCUCACCAACCUCCAAGCCUCCGAGUCGGCCUCCAACAGACAAUACACCCUGGUCCUGACCGGUCUGCCACUCAUCGUCAUUUUCCCGUUCUUGCGGUACUUGACACUAUCGACCACGGCAUCCAUGGCCACGCUUUGUCUUUUGAGCAUCACGUCGCUCAUGGCGAGCGCUUAUAUCAUGUACUUCGUCCCCAUCACUGACAUUGAUGCCGGAUUCAGCUCCAACUCCAAGCCUAAUGUCGGCGGUGGCGCCUCGGGUCCCUCACAGAGAUCUCCAUCGUCGAUAUUCGCGCCAACAUCCGGCGGUCCCAUUACACAGCGCCGGCGCCUUCCGACUUUACUUCUCUCAGACAGUGCUGGGAGUCCUAUCACGCGAUAUCUGCCCCUGCUCAACGCGGCGAUCAGUGCUCUCUUGUUCCUGGCUGCGAUGGUGUAUCGCUCCAAUUCGAGUUCGAAUUCGAAUUCAAAUGCGAAAACAAGGCCGGACGUCCCUGAAGGCCUGUGGCUUUUUCUGCUGUUGCCGCCUGUCAUUUUCGCCAUGGUUUACAUGGCAAAGAGGAGUAUGGGCGAGAUCCAGACCGGGUUGAGUCAGUUACAGGCUUUGAGGUAUGACUAUAAGGGAGCAUAG